Rhizophagus irregularis DAOM 181602=DAOM 197198 is the source of this 1632-nucleotide messenger RNA. RefSeq lists its product as uncharacterized. The record is from RefSeq and is a predicted model, not a curated record. NCBI's taxonomy places the organism in Eukaryota, Fungi, Glomeromycota, Glomeromycetes, Glomerales, Glomeraceae.
AUGACGACAUGCUCAAAAAUUUUUUCAGGAGAUUUACCUGAAUUAAUAAAUGAAAUUAUACAAUAUUUUAGAAAUGAUUUUUCAACAUUAUAUUCAUGUAUUUUAAUUAAUAGAAUAUGGUGUCGUUUAACAAUACCAAUAUUAUGGGAAAAUCCAUUUUCGAUUCCAACCAAAAAUUAUCAAUUUAUUGAAAUGUAUUUAAAUGAAGAAGAUAAAAAAAAAUUAUAUGAAUAUGGAAUUAAUAUAAAAAUUCCUAUAAAUAAUAAUAAUCCUAAUAAUAAUAAUAACAAUAAUAAUAAAACAUUAUUUAAUUAUCCAAAUUUUAUUAAAAUUUUAAAUUUAAGAGAAAUUCAACUUUCUAUUGAACAAUGGAUUUCAAUAAAUUGUAACAAAAAAUAUUACACAGAAUCAGUGAAAUUAAUUUAUAAAUCAUUAUUUAAAUCAUUUAUUGAUAAUAAAGCAAAUUUAAAUACUUUUAAAGUAUCAGAUAUAAAAUAUUUUAAUGAUAGUGUUGAAAUAAUUUUAGAAAAUCCCAAUUUUAUUAAUGAAAUAAAAAAUUUAAAACUUAUUACAAAUCAAUAUUUUAAAUUUUUAACAGUUUUAUCAAAUAAUUGUAAAUCCAUUUCAACACUUUAUCUUGAAUUUAAUGAAAUUCAUGAUAUUUCAACAAUUGAAAAACCAUUAUUAAAUAUAAUUAAAACACAAAAAAAACUUGAAAAGAUUUCAUUUGUACAAAGAAAUUAUUUAUUUAAACAAAAUAAAUUUCAUUUACAUAAUUCAUUAUUAACAUUAAAAAAUUCUAAUUGUUCAAAUACUUUAAAAACAAUUAUAUUUUAUAAUAUUGAUUUUAAAAAUAUAAAUAUAUUAAAAGAAGUAUUUGAACAAUUAAAUGUUUUAGAAUCUAUUCAUAUUCUUUAUUGUUUUUCUUUAAAUAAUGAAUUUAUUCAACAAAUUAUUAGUAUUAAUAAUAAACCAUUUAAAUUAAAAUCAUUAUUUUUAAGUAGUAGAUCAUUUCAAAUUGAAUCUUUUCAAUUAUUAUUACAAAAAUUUGGUUAUUAUUUAGAAAAUAUUGGAUUUGGUUUUUUUACAAAUGAUGAAUUAAAACAACAAUUACUUGAAUUAAUUAUAAAAUAUUGUACAAAUAUUAAAUUUUUUGAAUUAUUAGGUUUUAAUGAACAAUGUAUAUUUUUAUCUUUUGAUAUAAUUGAAAUUAUUGGUGAAAAUCUUAAUUAUCUUUCUAUUGAUAAUGAAAUGAUUAAACUUAGUUCUAUAGUAUUAAGAGAAUUGGGUCAAAUUUUACCUAAUAAAUUAGAAUAUUUAAAAUUAUGUCUUAAAAUUAAUCCAAGUGAUUUUGAAUUAUUCUUAAAAAAAUCUCAAAAUACUUUUAUUAAGAAAUUAUUAAUUAGAGAUUAUACAACUAUAGGAAGUGAAGAUAUUUUACCUUAUAUAGAAAAAUAUAUUAUGAAAAAGAAAAGGGUUAAGUAUUUAGCUUUUAAAGAUGAUUUUAUUGGUAGAGAUUUAUUUGAAUCAAAAAACAAGGUGAAAAAAUUUGAAUUAUAUGGUAUUAAAGUAGAAAGUUAUUAUAGUCCAAAUAUAUAUGUUACUUUUAUAGCCGAAAUGUAUUGCUUUUAA